Molecule: messenger RNA, 1590 nt
Organism: Sarcophilus harrisii (Tasmanian devil)
Lineage: Eukaryota; Metazoa; Chordata; Mammalia; Dasyuromorphia; Dasyuridae
Gene: ANP32B
Product: acidic nuclear phosphoprotein 32 family member B
Exons: 7
Coding region: 291-1055 (254 amino acids)
Biological process (GO): regulation of apoptotic process
Cellular component (GO): nucleus
Molecular function (GO): histone binding
Source: RefSeq, a predicted model, not a curated record
UUUAAGCGCGGUGCCGCUCUCGGCCGGGGGCGGCGGUAGCGAGGCCACCACAGCCGCUCUCCAGUCCCCUUUUCCCUCCAUGGUUUCGCUUCGCUCUUGUGAGUAACUCGGGCUUUGGGGCUCCGCUCGCGCGUUCCUUCGGGGGGGGAAGAGAAGCCGGCAGGGCCCUCCCUCUCUCCCUCAAGGACUCGCCUUUGGACAGUUCAUUCUCCCGAGGACCGAGCCCCUCCUCUCCCCCCUCCUGCCCCCGGAAAGUUAGUUUGAAGAGGGGGGGGCCGAGAAACGUAGACAUGAAGAGGAGGAUCCACCUGGAGCUGAGGAACCGGACCCCGUCGGAUGUAAAAGAACUUGUCCUGGACAAUUGUAGGUCAGAUGAUGGGAAAAUUGAGGGUUUAACAGCUGCAUUUGUGAAUUUAGAGUUCCUCAGCUUAAUAAAUGUUGGAUUGUCUACAGUUUCAAAUCUCCCUGAACUACCUAAGCUGAAAAAGCUUGAACUCAGUGACAAUAGAAUUUAUGGAGGUCUGGAUGUUUUAGCAGAAAAACUUCCAAAUCUCACGCAUCUAAACCUAAGUGGAAACAAACUGAAAGAUAUCAGCACCUUGGAACCUUUGAAAAAGCUGGAAUAUCUAAAAAGCCUGGACCUGUUUAACUGUGAGGUGACAAACCUGAAUGAUUACCGAGAAAGUGUCUUCACACUCCUUCCACAAUUAACAUACCUUGAUGGCUAUGACCAAGAAGACAAAGAAGCCCCAGACUCUGAUGCCGAAGUAGAUGGAGUAGAUGAUGAAGAGGGAGAAGAUGAAGAAGAUGAGGAAGAUGAAGAUGAAGAAGAUGAAUUUGAUGAAGAAGAUGAUGAUGAAGAAGAUGAUGUAGAAGGAGAUGAUUAUGAAUAUGAUGUCAGUGGAGAGGAAGAAGAAUUUGGACAUGAUGGAGAAGUUGAUGAUGAUGAGGAAGAUGAAGAUGAGGAUGAUGAAGACGAAGAAGAUGAAGAGACUGGGAAAGGUGAAAAAAGGAAGAGAGAAACAGAUGACGAAGGAGAAGGAGAAGAUGAUUAAGACCCCAAAUGAUCUGAAAAAAGAACUGUUCAGUAUUGUGUGGACUGCUCCUAUUGAUUUGGUAGCUGUAAAAAAGAAGUGGUAGCUAUAAUCCAAGCCCCCAGGACACCUAAAGAGCCAAAGAGUAGUUCCUGUGACAUUCUACAUUCCUCCGAUCAAUCCCCAUUGGAUAUCCAAGUUACCAACAAAUUUGGGGAAUUAAUUCCCAACAAAAUAGUCAGAGUUGUUAGGUUUUUUCUUAUAAGACUGUUGCCAUAGCAGGGAGAGCAGCUGUGAUCGGUGAAUCCUGAUUGUUGAUGGCUACCAGUUACACCAAGGUUGUAAUACCAUUUUUACUUUCUGUACAACAAAAGAAGCUUUGUAAAUAAAAUCUUAACAUUUUGGGUCUGUUUUUCAUGCUUUGCUUUUCUUUUCUUUUCUUUUUUUUUUUUUUUUUUUAACCAUUAAUUUUUUUACAUUAGGAUGUUUUAUGUGAUGACUACAGAUAAAUAUUUUUAAGAAUUUCAGUGAAAUAAACAUGUUACUAUUUGGUAAA